Syngnathus acus (greater pipefish) is the source of this 4005-nucleotide messenger RNA. RefSeq lists its product as uncharacterized. The coding region runs from base 601 to 2268 and encodes 555 amino acids. NCBI's taxonomy places the organism in Eukaryota, Metazoa, Chordata, Actinopteri, Syngnathiformes, Syngnathidae. The record is from RefSeq and is a predicted model, not a curated record. The transcript has 8 exons.
AGCUUCUACAGUCUAUUCACCGAGAGUAAGUGAGAGUGCACAGGACACAAAAAGAGGAGAAGUAAAAUCUUACUCUCCUCCUCCCGGAUGAUCUCUUAACUUGUGAACCUGACAGGAAUAUAACAGAAGAGGACACAUUUUUUUCCUGAGCUGGGAUGAAUAUGGACCCCAAUUUUGUCAUCAACUACUAGAAGAAAACAAGAAUAAAGGAAAAGACUUAAAGGAAAGUAAUGAAAAUCACUAGAACAUUUUCAAAUAUCUAGAAUUAGUAAUAUUUGAAUUGAUUUUUAUAUCUACAGAGGGGAAAAAAGAAACUAGAAGCCAUACAUAUGUGGAGCAAAAGGGAUGCCGGAAUCUUAUUUCGGAAGACAAUAGCAAAACUCAGGAACCUGCACUGGAAGAAAAAAAGCUCAUUUGUGACAAGAAACAAGUUUUAAAACGGAUGAUUAAAAAUAAUCAUUAUUUCAAAGGAAAAGGAGAGCCAAUUAAAAGUUAGAUAUAGAGAGAAAGUGCUGACGACAAAUAAAGAGGAAAGCAACAAUAGAAAGUGAUCUGAAGAAAGUUCAAGGAUUACAGACCCAGAAGAAGGCGACUGGGACAAUGACACAUCCUCUCCUCAUCUUCAUCCUCCACUUGGCGGCGUUGAUGGCGGAAGGCGUGCCUCAGGCGCAGCUGGAGCGCUGGGUGCGCUCGGGCCUGCAGUCCCUGGAGUGGGACCGGCUGGACCGCUGCCUGCGUGCCUCCUCUCACUCGGAAACCGAGUGUCGGCGGUUCGCCCACUUGCCGCCCUCCGCCGUGGCCGUCUACACUUCUGAGCCGCAACCCGCCACUGCAGGUGCCGCCGACAAAGUGCUUGCCAUCCUCCCAGACUCUUACUCGUCCAGCGGGAUGAUCAGCUCCAAAUUUCGGAGUGCUUUUAGCAUGGGCCCAUUGGUGAACAAGAGGGAGAGCAGACACAGGUACCAACCUCCGGCUUUCCCUGCCUCCAUGAGCCAUGACGCCGUUCUGGUGCUGGACCCGAAUCCCGGCGAGAACUUUGGACACCCGGUUGCCCUCUUCUACGUGGACCUAAAUGUGACAAAGAAGAGAUGUGCCCACCUCGAUGGCAUUUACCUGGGAGAAGAGUGUCUGACUCAGGCCUUGAAAGGUCGCUGUCAGAACCAGCUGAAGCGUCGGCAAGCCGGGCCCGAGAGGCUUAUGGGACAUGGGCACGGCUGGCUGGUGGGCGGAGCUUCACGCAAAGAUACCUUUAGCAGUCCAGUCAGUGGACGGCUCUGUGAGGUCCACUUCCUUCCUUUGGUGGUCAGAGUCGGAGACAGCAACCGGACCCAGAGACUCAAAUGUGUAGAUCACACAGACUUUUCCAGGUGUCCUCAAUUGGUGCCCAUUGGAUCCCCAAGUUUGCCCAUCUCGAGCUGUGAGCUAAACAAAAACACCAGACGCUGCCACCAGCAGCCACUGGCCACUCACCUCUCCUGCCGCCUUUACCAGACCUGCGACCAUGCCGUGCUUAUCUCCGGUGGCUGGCGGCAACAGAUGACGUUCCAGCGACACGUGCAGAAUCUUCAGAGGUUCUACAGAAUGUUGCGGAUGAAUGGUUUUCACAAAGAUCACGUCAAGACCUUCUUUGCAAGCAGUGGGCACAUUCCAGAGGAGCUGGAGGGUGCUUACUCAGCCACGGAGAAGGCGGUGAUCCGUAACCACGUGUCCUAUGUCUGCAGGAAACAACACUGCGCCGACUCACUAGUGCUUUAUCUGAACUCACCCACGCGCAGUGAUGGGACCAUGCUCCUAUGGGACGCCAACCUCAACGGCAUUGCUGAUCUGAAGGAGCGCUACUCAGUCAACGAGCUGUUGACUGACCUGGCCGGCUGCAGGGCAACUCGUGUUUUGUUGUUCGUGGAUCAGAGCUACAGUGGCGUUCUUUCCAAAAGGCUGAGAGGCUCCCAGAAACAUCUCAAUGUGGUUUUGAUCCAGAAUCAAAAAUUGUUGAACCAAAACUACCAGAACCACAGGGUGGCUAUGAGCUGGGAGGACAGCAGCUGGGGUCAUCUUGGUCCCUCAACCUGCUUGCUGGAUUACUUGGAGAAGAGUGCGGGGGCUUCCCACCUGUUGGACCGGUGGGCCAACCUUUUGAACAUCACCCUGGCAGGAGCUCCAUGCAACGCCACACCUCCGCUAACGGAUAGCGAGAUGCGGCGGUGGUACCAGGGAUGCCAGAACCUGCCAACCGCGCUCUGGCACAGAAAGUACAGGGGGAUCAACUAAGAAAGGGGGGAACCCUAAGAGACUGACAGAGUGAGAGCGAGAGAAAGCGAAAGAGCGAGAGAAAGAGAGACCUCACACACAGAAAAUACAUGUUCGAGUUUAUCACAUGCAUGUGUAGAUGGACAGUAGAUGCAAUGUGCUUGUGUUUGAUGUGUGUUUGUGUGUCCGUGUAUGUAUGUAUAGUGUGUGUGGGUUUGUGUGCGUGUAUAAGUGUGUUUUCUGCCCUAACGCUGAACCUGGACUGCAACCAUGAUGAUGACAGCUCAUCCCAAGGGGGUGUCCUGAACCUGAACACCAUUUGUGUUGAUAUGUGUGUGGAGGUUCAGCAAAAGGACACACUUGGGUCAAAGUGUGUGUGUGUGGGUGUGUGUGUGUUAGUUCAACAUUUCACAACUGAUCACUUGUCUCCUACUUUGGUCAGCAUAGGAGUUUUUUUUGGUCAUUUCUUUGCUUCCUCUUUUCAUCCACCACCUACCAUCCUUUCUGUUUUCAAAUUAAUUUAUCCACUUAUCCUUUUACCAAAAGCUCCCCUUUAACUUAAUUGGCUGCACAUUGUUAUUGUUAUUUUGCUAAUAAUUGUUAUUUUGAUAAUAAGUUAACUCUCAAAACAGUUAUAUCUGCUAUUUGUAGUGGAUAAAAAUAUAGUUUAGUAUGGUAGUAGUAUAAUAAAUAAAGUAUAUAUACUUAGAAUAUGAUACCAUGUUUGCACAAGUAGUUGUUUGUAUUUUGAGACGAAUGCUGGAAGACCUCUAUUACAAAAAACUGCGGCAACUGGGGAAUUCCCUACGCACAUCGAUGUGACCCGAAAAAAAAACCCCAGCUGGGAUAGGCUCCAGCUCACCUAAAGAUAAAAAUAGAAAUUGAAAAUCUGUAAAUGGUUGGAUGAAUUUUUCUCCAGAACCCCCCAGUAGAAAAAAAACAACGAUGAGACCAAAAUAAAACAUCAUUUGCGUAUCUUAACAUCCCAGAAUGAUAUCAGAUUUGAAAACAUAGAGAUGUUUUUCUGUGCCCCGAAUAAAGCAAGAAGAGCAAGGGACGCUAAGGACACGGAAGGAGAAGCUGAGAUUGGCCUGCGAUGAUCAUGAUUAAAAGAUGAAGCACUGAGACUGCCCUCACUGCUACACCGGCUGGCCAUGGCUUUUUAAUAAGGGCACCACUCCUGUGUGCAUACAUGUGUGCGAGUGUGUGUGUGUGUGUGUGUGAAUGGUGAAUCACACACUCUGGCAAGAACUCAUUACUGAUAAUGUGUUGUCUACUUUUUAAUUGUUUUUGUCCUGUCCCUGACUUGACCUCUAUUUUCGUCAACCUCCAACUAACAAUGUACACUACAUAGACAAAAGUGAUGUGACACAUUUGAAUUUAUAAGAAAUGAAAAUUCUUCUUAUAUAAUCAUCCUUUGGAAAGGAUUCUGGCGUCUCAAUGGAAUUGUUUUUUCUUCAUCUUAUUUAACUGAUUAAAAGGUGUGUCUGAUUUUUUUUGUUUAAAGAAAAAAUGUAUGACAGUUGUUUUGCAUUGAUGUUUGUUCACACAAUGUUCAAGAUAGAAACUGAGGAAAACAUUCCCAAAUGUGUGGAUUGACAGAAUGGACCAACCACCAAGAUUGUAUCCAAAAAGUAGCUGUGUGUUCAAAUCACAAGUUUUGUGUACAGAUUAUAAAAUGACAAUUAAGAAGAAAUGUUUCUAGUGGCAUGCAGUAUUUCACAGAAUCUAGUCAAUAAAGCUCUUAUAGAAACGUGA